Fonsecaea nubica is the source of this 1188-nucleotide messenger RNA. RefSeq lists its product as hypothetical. The transcript has a single exon. The coding region runs from base 1 to 1188 and encodes 395 amino acids. NCBI's taxonomy places the organism in Eukaryota, Fungi, Ascomycota, Eurotiomycetes, Chaetothyriales, Herpotrichiellaceae. The record is from RefSeq and is a predicted model, not a curated record.
AUGACCUCUAAGAAUUUCGACGCCCGAUCUGUUCAUUCCCAACCGGAACAGGUUGAGGACGCAGAUAACAACUCCGCCACAACAUUGAAAUUUUGCUCUUCCGCUGAAGCGAGCUUUCCGGAUCGAGCAGCACACCUCGCGCCAUCCGUGCGGCAUGUUGCAUUACCCGUCGCCAACACCAUUUUCGUCAACGAACGACGAACAACUCUUUUCCAGGACUCGUGGAGGAUGAAACUCACUGAGUCAGAGGAACCAACCAUCAGCUAUCUUGGCAGAAAGAGUCUCAAAUCUUUUCAAAUGAACCUUCCCUGCCCGGGAGAUUGUUUUGUAGACGGCGGAUCUGCGCCAUUACACGCACUAACAAAGCCGAGAAAGGUCGUUCGAUCCAUGGGAAAUGUGCUUCGUCAGAUUGAAGUCGACGGCGAGGCUGUCCCUGCCUCACAAGAGCUUGAGACAGCCGUUUCAGCAUAUAUCAAGUCGAAUCCCACGAGCAUGGUUCGGGGUCCACUCCUCGUCUUUGGUCUGAUUCGUUCACCAGGGACUCCAUCGUUCGACGCGGAUGCGGAUGCAAACAAGGAUACCAAGGAAUCGGGCUCACUGAAACCGCUUUGGCAAGGAGCACAGCUCUUCAAGGUCUCAGGCGGCGGAGGAGGCUGGGGAAAGAGACAAGGCCUCUUAUCACUGGAAUCAGCUGUCGAUUUCGAAAUCGGUGACGCGCCAUCACUUGUGUUCCCAGACCUGGAUAGCGACCAAGGCGGCUUCCAUGAGCUAGGGUCGCGUAGCAUAGUCCCAGUGGACAGCACGGUCGAGUUCUUAGUUUGUUCUGUGGAUUCUGCACCCAAGGCCAGCGCAAGAACAUUCCCAUCAAAGCCCGCGUUGUUCCCUAGGCAAAAAGACGGCACGACCGUCGUACUGGGUACUGCCAUGGACCCCGACUCCCAGGACUAUCUGGCAGAGGACCCAGACACCACCAGCACAGGGGUGGUCUUCUUACCGGAUUACUUCGGCAUAGUCUCUUACGGAGGUGCUGCUCUUGGCACUGACAGCUCAAUAUCGACCGGACAUAAAUCGAAAGCGAUUUCGCGGACACGCUGUGAUGUUCCGAAUGCUCGCUUCAUCAUUCGUGGCGUGGGAAGUGUGCAACGGCCUUGUUCUACAGGAGACGAGUACGUGUUGAAGAAAGAAUAG